ACUUAUGGUUAUAACUAAUAAAGCCCUCCUUGUAUCAUUCCUGCAGGCUGCAACAAGAAAUAUAGUGUUGGAUCUUGAAAUUUACGUUCACUAACAUAAAGUAUUCAUUUGAAUUCUUUGAGAAAUUAAAGAGACUUACAGUCAUGGCAACAACAGGGCAAGAACAGAGUAGCAGUAGCAGUAACACCAGACUCCAGAAAUGGUCCCUUCAUGGGAAGACGGCUCUAGUUACUGGUGGUACCAGAGGUAUCGGGUGUGCAAUUGUGGAGGAACUAGCAGGAUUUGGAGCAAUUGUUCAUACAUGUUCAAGAAACCAGAAAGAGCUUGAUGAGAAGAUACAAGAAUGGCAAGUAAAAGGAUUUAAAGUGACUGGUUCUGUUUGUGAUUUGUUUUCUAAAGAACAGAGAGAAAAGCUCAUUGAAACAGUUUCCUCUGUGUUUGAAGGCAAGCUCAAUAUACUGGUGAAUAAUGCGGCAAUAAGUAUGAUAAAACGUGCUGCGGACAUAAGUGCAGAAGAUUAUUCAAAGAUUAUGGGAACCAAUGUGGAGUCCCCUUUCCACAUGACCCAAAUUGCUUACCCUCUCCUGAAAGCAUGUGGAAAUGCUAGCAUUGUCUUCAUUUCUUCCCUUGCUGGUUCUCUAGCACUGCCUGCUCUUUCUGUCUAUGGAGCUUCUAAAGGUGCAAUCAAUCAACUCACGAAAUUUUUGGCAUGCGAAUGGGCUUGUGAUGGAAUUCGUGUUAACACAGUCUCUCCAUUCGCUGUCAAAACCAAUAUUUUGAAAGCGGAGGAUAUUGACCCGUCACUAUUGGGGAAUUAUUCUGAAUUGAUGUGUAGAACACCAUUGAAACCAAUAGCAGAGCCAGAUGAGAUAUCGCCAUUGGUAGCAUUCCUUUGUCUUUCUGCUGCUUCACAUAUUACUGGUCAAAUCAUUCAUGUUGAUGGUGGAUUUUCAGCUGGUAGUUUCAAAUUUCAGUCCUAAAUACCAAAAAUAGAAAGAAAAAUAGAACAUGGGUUGCCAAUUAUUUUCCUCUUUAUUCUUUUUUAUAUCAACAAUGUUCUUGUAAGCUAAGGUUGGAUCUUUAAUUUCUUGACGUAUGAUUGUCAGUAAACAGAAUAUUUAGUUU
This is a messenger RNA of Lycium ferocissimum, 1125 nucleotides long. RefSeq names its product tropinone reductase homolog. Gene Ontology annotation, molecular function: oxidoreductase activity. The coding region runs from base 144 to 980 and encodes 278 amino acids. The record is from RefSeq and is a predicted model, not a curated record. Lineage: Eukaryota; Viridiplantae; Streptophyta; Magnoliopsida; Solanales; Solanaceae. The transcript is spliced from 5 exons.